UUUCUGAAAAUCUAUUUUUUGGCGACAUUUCUUUAUAAAAUAAUGCCUCACAUUCGCUUAAAACAGCCCUCGAGCCCUACAAAGCAUUGCCUGGAAGAUAUUGAAUGGGAUCACAAAGUUUCUGAUAUCAAAGCGAAGGCAUUUCCACUAACAAACAUACCUGAAACCGAGCAAGAUUUAAUAUAUUGUGGGAGGAUUAUGAAAGACGAUAGUGCUCUGAGAAAUUAUGGAAUAGUUGAUGGCUGUACUGUUUUCGUUAUAAGAAAACGCCCUUCUUCUAAYCCAGUUCAGCCCGAGACUAGUACCACAUCUGUAGAAAAUGUUAUGCAAGUACUUGAGGCAGCUAUCAGAAGUCCAUCAUAUCGAAAAACUGUUGAAAAGAUCCUUAAUAAUCCUGAAAUGAUGGAACAGCUCAUUGCUGCAACACCAGGAUUAUCUGAAGAUCUAACAGCGAUGGCACUUUUACAAGACCAAGAACUGCUUAAGCAAGUUAUUGAAACAGCUGAUAUUGAGCAGGUUGUUAAACAACACCCAUGUUUAGUGGAAGCAGCAUCUUACAUAGCAGCAGCAACAGCUACAGAGGGUGGAGAGGGAAGGUCAGGACGUAUCCGAAAUCUUCAUGCUGGUAAUGAUGCUGAUGAGGACAUGCCUGAUGUUGAGCCGGGGAUGCUGGCCCGUGCUGAAAUGAUUGCAGCUCAAGAAGAAAGCAUUCAAUCUUCCCAAGGAACAAGUGACAGAACACAGCAAGUUACUCCUUCAAUGUUGGCWUCUGCUCUUGCAAGUGCUGGGUUACCAACACCUUCAACUAGUGAAGGGUCAUCCACACGUUCAGCAUCUGCACAACAAAUCUCAAGAGAAGUGUUCUCUGAGGCGAUAGCAAGUGCUUUGGCUGGUGCAGGUAGCAGUCGUUCAUCAACAAGAGAAGAUAACAAUUCAACAAAUUUACAGACUCAACUGCAACAGUUGCRAGACAUGGGAAUUACAGAUGAUGAGGUCAGCUUGCGAGCUUUAAGAGCCACUGGUGGUAACGUGCAUGCUGCUUUAGAAUUUAUUUUUGGAGGAACAUGAUUGUCACAAGAACUAUAACAGUAUUGAUAAGGCAUAUCAAAAUUUAAUAAUAUAUUUUUGAGUUACUGACUUAAUAUCAGUCCAACCAACAUGAGAUAACAUUUCUCAAAAGUACUGCCUUUGGCUCAUUCACCAAACAUGGUGGUAAUAGCAGGUUUGCUCUAUAUUGCUUAGAGGAACAUUUUUGGAAAAUUUCAAACAAUGUGGAUUCAUCUUAUCAAAUUGUCAUAAUUAAUACAGCAAUUCAAUGAAAAAUUUAAGUUUUUUURUACUCUUGUAUAUAAGAAACAGUAGCACAAAAGUUAUUAAAAGCCAUGAAUAUGAAGCUAUCUUG
Molecule: messenger RNA, 1402 nt
Organism: Exaiptasia diaphana
Lineage: Eukaryota; Metazoa; Cnidaria; Anthozoa; Actiniaria; Aiptasiidae
Product: ubiquitin-like protein 7
Exons: 9
Coding region: 43-1068 (341 amino acids)
Biological process (GO): ubiquitin-dependent protein catabolic process
Cellular component (GO): cytosol
Molecular function (GO): polyubiquitin modification-dependent protein binding
Source: RefSeq, a predicted model, not a curated record